Molecule: messenger RNA, 1681 nt
Organism: Salarias fasciatus (jewelled blenny)
Lineage: Eukaryota; Metazoa; Chordata; Actinopteri; Blenniiformes; Blenniidae
Gene: eno1b
Product: enolase 1b, (alpha)
Exons: 12
Coding region: 149-1453 (434 amino acids)
Biological process (GO): glycolytic process
Cellular component (GO): phosphopyruvate hydratase complex
Molecular function (GO): phosphopyruvate hydratase activity; magnesium ion binding
Source: RefSeq, a predicted model, not a curated record
GAUUUCUAAAGGAAGCAGAGUGUCUUGGUCUGUCGAGUCUGUCGACCUUCCUCCUCCAAAGUCGGAACGCUCACGCGCUGCACACACUUUGUCUGGAUCACGACUGGAUAAUAUCGUUCAUCUGCGUCUCAUCUGAAGCACCUGCAUCAUGUCCAUCCACAAGAUCCACGCCAGAGAGAUCUUUGACUCCCGUGGAAACCCCACCGUGGAGGUUGACCUUUACACUGACAAAGGCUUGUUCCGGGCAGCUGUGCCGAGCGGUGCCUCCACUGGGAUCUACGAGGCCUUGGAGCUCAGAGACAAUGACAAGUCUCGCUACCUUGGAAAAGGAGUGACGCAGGCUGUUGGACACAUUAAUUCAACGAUUGCACCGGCACUUGUUGGACAGGAUCUGUCUGUGGUGGAGCAAGAGAAGAUCGACCAGAUCAUGAUUGACAUGGACGGCACAGAUAACAAGUCCAGGUUUGGAGCGAACGCCAUCCUGGGUGUGUCGCUGGCCGUUUGCAAAGCCGGCGCAGCAGAGAAAGGCGUCCCUCUGUUUCGUCACAUCGCCGACCUCGCAGGAAACCCAGAAGUCAUCCUGCCCGUGCCGGCUUUCAACGUGAUCAACGGUGGCUCUCACGCCGGCAACAAGCUCGCCAUGCAAGAGUUCAUGAUCCUCCCCGUCGGUGCAAGCACCUUCAAAGAGGCCAUGCGCAUCGGAGCCGAGGUCUACCACAACCUCAAAAGCGUCAUCAAGAAGAAAUACGGACAAGACGCCACUAACGUGGGAGACGAAGGCGGUUUCGCUCCAAACAUCCUGGAGAAUCAGGAAGCCCUGGAGUUGAUCAAGGAGGCCAUAAGCAAAGCGGGCUACACCAACGAGGUGGUGAUCGGCAUGGACGUGGCCGCUUCCGAGUUUUACAGGGACGGGAAAUACGACCUGGACUUCAAGUCGCCCGACGACCCGAGCCGCUACAUCUCCCCCGACGAGCUGGCCGACCUCUACAAGAGCUUCGUGAAGGAUUAUCCAGUUGUGUCCAUUGAAGAUCCUUUCGAUCAGGAUGAUUGGGCGGCCUGGACGAACUUCACGGGCAGCACAGACAUCCAGAUUGUUGGAGACGAUCUGACCGUGACAAACCCGACCCGCAUCAGCAAGGCCGUGGUGGAGAAGGCCUGCAACUGUCUGCUGCUCAAAGUCAACCAGAUCGGCUCGGUGACGGAGUCGAUGAAGGCGUGUAAGAUGGCCCAGGAGAGCGGCUGGGGGGUGAUGGUCAGCCAUCGCUCGGGUGAAACUGAGGACACCUUCAUAGCAGAUCUAGUGGUCGGGUUGUGCACUGGACAGAUAAAGACUGGAGCUCCGUGCCGCUCUGAGCGUUUGGCCAAAUACAACCAGAUUCUCAGAAUUGAAGAGGAGUUGGGAGACAAGGCUCGAUUUGCUGGGAAGAACUUCAGAAACCCUCUGAACCAGUAGAGUACUGAAGAAUCUACUGCUGCGAUACACAACAGCACACUGGCUAACACCAAGCACCUCUGAGGGAGAACUGUGAAUGUAGAAUUACUGACAACUUUCUGCAGCUGCGACUGUUAAUAAACCUUAAACUUUUUCAACAUGGUGAAAAUUGAUAGACUGUAAUUUAAGCACAGCAUUAAUAAUUAAGCACUUAAAAACUGUAUUGAAAAGAUGCACUGGGAGUCACAA